Penicillium arizonense is the source of this 3108-nucleotide messenger RNA. RefSeq lists its product as uncharacterized. The transcript has 9 exons. Lineage: Eukaryota; Fungi; Ascomycota; Eurotiomycetes; Eurotiales; Aspergillaceae. The record is from RefSeq and is a predicted model, not a curated record. The coding region runs from base 1 to 3108 and encodes 1035 amino acids.
AUGGUAGAGCAGCUCACUCUCGUGGUGCGCGAGGUGGAACGCCUCGUCACCGCGCCGUACGUCCCGUCACUACAGGACCUUUAUGGCAUCUUUCAGCAAUGUUCGUCGUCAACAAUCGAAUCCUGGGCGUUCUGCAAACCUUGCCAGGUUAGCGCGCUGGGCGAUGUUCUAGUUGAAGCUUUAUCGCGAUCGCGCCUCGCUUUGCCUCUAAUUACUGCAUUUUCAUCUGCAUCGUCAUUUCGCGAUGCGCUGCUCGACCACCACCAAACGAUCCUAGAUGCGUUUCUCCAAAAGGCCCUGGGAACCAAUGAGCAUGAGUACAUCCCCGCAUGCAUUGCACUGCUAUCUUCACCCCUGCCAGCAGAUGUAGUGCCACCAGCACGCAUUGCCCCCUUCAUCACGAAGCUCGUGGGCAUGAUGUCAGACAGUCCCUGCAUUGAGACAAUCUCACCUCUCUACAAAAUCAUGAAAGGGCUACAACGUUCACCAAAAGUCCUCGACGACAUCCCGUCUGAGGUCAUGUCCAAUCUCCAAGUGGAGUUCACCAAGACUCUACGCAAUUUCGAUGACCACAUGGGAAAUCUCUUGUGCCUUGCCACUUUCGCUCAGAUUGCGUUAGCACGACCACCACCCUCGCAAAAUCAACACGGAUCAGAAGCUCCAUCUUGGCUUCUCAACAUCAACCAUUUCUUCGGCCCGAAGCGUGGUCUGAAAACUCUGGACUUGGUUGUACUGCGCGUCAUUCUGGCUUGCUCGUCUAGCUGCACUUUAGCACCAUCGCAAGCUGCUGAAAGUAUCAAGCUGGCUAUCUACAUCGCUGAUGCAACUCAGCCUGAUCAGAAACAUGCUUGGAUGGCUAGUAAUUCUUCCAAACUAGCCAAGCUGUGUGAGAAGGCUGGGAGAGAUGGGCUUGAUAAUGAAAUACGGACAAUGGUUAUCAUCUUUCUGCUUACUCUCGUUCCGGCAAGGUCACUGCCACCACAAGUGCGAGACUCUGGCUUGAAGACUCUUUUGUCCAAAGACAGCCAGGCAGUUCUAGAGAGUGUGCCCCCGCAAUUUAUCUCACGCCUCUCAAAAUCGUUAGCUGUCUCCGGAGGAUCGGCUGCUCCUGACCUUUUGAAUUUCACAUGCUCCACUCUAAAGGACAGUCACAAUCAUAAUGAGGAAACAGUCAGCAUGCUGCGCCUGGCAAGCCUGGUGCUGGUUGGCGUACAGGAAGUUGAUCCCGAGCUGAUCCUUCCCAACAUUUCCAGCUCAUUGGCCGCCUUCAAACAGGGUCUUGUGGAGAUGCUUGAGAGCUUCCCCAGGAGACCAAGCAAAGAUAACUGCAGUGAGUCAAGUGUGUGCCUGUCCCAGCAAUGCACAAUGCAGAAUAAGCUGUUUUUAUCCUUGUUCAAGCUUUACAACUCUGUCUCUUCGGCACAAAAUGGAGGGGAUACUCUCAUGCAACCCAUUAUUGGAUAUGUGGAGAAAUCUUUGCCGAAUGGAAGCUGUGUGUUUUCACAAGCGGGCAAAAAAGAGUACCCUGAAUCCCUUCCCCUGCGCGACAGAGAACGGUUCUCACCUCCUCGUGUUUCUCGCAAUUGGCGCCAGGAUAUGGUAUCAGCAUUCAUGGAGACUUCUCGAAGCACUCAGGUGACUAUGAUGCAAAAGAUCGAAGAUGCAUGCUUCGAGCUGGAGCGUCGCUGCUUCGACGUAGAAGGACCUGUCCGAGCUGCCGAAGAACAAAGAGAUCAAUUUGCCGAGGAAAUUCGUCAGCUGAAAGAACAUAUUGACCAACAGGAGCUCCGACUGAGCGAAUUCUCAGAAUCUUUUGCCGGCCUUCAUGACGAGAAUGCUCGCCUCGAGGAGCAAAUGAAAAAUGAAUCCGCACGAGCUGAGCAGCUUUCGAAGUCUCUUGCUUCUGUAAAGGAGGAGCUUCAAGGACAGCAAUGGCACUCUAAGAAAGCAAUUUGUAUCGAAAGGGAGCAGUCUCGAUCCAAGGAGUUGGAAAUGAUGGCUGCUCUGACUGAGAAAGAGGAUCAAAUUGAAGAUCUCCAGGAGGAAAUGCGACGCUUGCAAACUGAGAAUGAACGAACACGCCAGACUCUCGAUCAAGUCACUAAGGAAAAAGAUGCUUCCCUGGAUACGUCUGGGUAUUUGAAAGAGGAGCUCGCUGGUAUGAGGGAUGCUUUGGAACAAAGUAGGCUUCUGGCUGUCCGGAAGGAGGAUGAAUUCAAGCGCCUUUUGGCUGAGGAAGAUGAUCUCCGAAUGGAAGUGGGGACUCUGAAAACCACAGUGGACGAACAAAACACCGAAGUUAAAAGACUUAUUUCUGUACUGCAAGAAUCUGAGGAAAAGAUGAGCAGUGAGAUUGAAAAGCUCAAUCAUGAUCAUGAAGCGGAGGCUUCGAGGGCCACGUCCGAGAUGGCCAAGCAGGAAGAAGAAAUCCGGCAGUUGCAAGCUGCUAUGCAUGCUGCCACUUUGGAUGCUUCUAAGAACGCCCGGGCCAAGGACAAACGAAUCCUGCAUUUGGAGAAAAAGAUACAAGCUUUGCGUGAUGAGCGUGCCGCCAAGGCUCGCGAGUUCUCCGAAGCACAACAGCAUAUCGGACGACUCAUGGGAGUGAUGGGCUUUUCGUCCAAUGCACCUGGAUCCACCAGUCCCAAACACCGGCGGACUAGGUCCAGCAUCAACCCGGCCCAGGCUGCAAGUACCCAGCAGCCAGUCAGUGAUGACGAAGAUGCACAGCUAGCACACUCGUUUGAGUCUUUGGCAUCCUUCAGUGGACCCACACCCAAACGACCAAGAGGAAACCGUCCACCUCAGGCACUGAGUACUCCCUCUGCAGUGCCUCGGGCAAAGGUUCAAUCUCCUACCAAAAGACUGCCCCAAUCUACCCGGCAGCCAUUAGCAACUGCCAAUAAUAUUAGCCCGACUAAACCCCAGGCGAGCAACCUAUCCAAACACAGCGUAGUUGAUGCUUCGUUCCAGGAAAGUCAGGCACAGGAGAAUGUUGAAGGGCACAGGUUGCAGGAUUUUGACUUGGAUAUGGACCUUGAGUUCUCGAAGGAUUUGCUCUUCUCAAGUACUGCAUUUACGGGAUCUAAUGACCAAGUCGUGCCAUAG